Messenger RNA from Anoplopoma fimbria (sablefish), 457 nucleotides. Its product is annotated as C-C motif chemokine 4 homolog. NCBI's taxonomy places the organism in Eukaryota, Metazoa, Chordata, Actinopteri, Perciformes, Anoplopomatidae. The transcript is spliced from 3 exons. Gene Ontology annotation, biological process: immune response; cellular response to interleukin-1; monocyte chemotaxis. Gene Ontology annotation, molecular function: chemokine activity; CCR chemokine receptor binding. The record is from RefSeq and is a predicted model, not a curated record. Gene Ontology annotation, cellular component: extracellular region. Bases 40 to 318 code for a protein of 92 amino acids.
GGACAGCAAGGACAGAGGAGCAUCAUCACUGAGGACAUCAUGAGGACUCUAACCUUCACAGUAGGACUCCUGCUGCUGCUCACUGUUUACUACUGCGCUGCCAUGCCUCAAGCAGUGAACCAACCUGGAACGUGCUGCUUUCAAUUCUUCACAGGGAGGGUGCCGCGCAAGCAAAUCAUCUCUGUCACUGAGACCCACCACAGCUGUCAUGAAAAGGGAUUUGUGGUCGCCACUGCCAAAGGGAAGGAGAUCUGCGUGAGCCAUAAUCUGGACUGGGCUCAGAAGGCUUUUGAGGAACAAAAAGUAAACAAGGGCUAAUGCUAGCCCUCAUGAUCACUCAACCUCCAGCCUUAUUAUCGCUAUGUCUGUGUACUUUCAUGCAGCAAUCAUCAAUUUAACUGAUUAACCUUUGUUAUGUUUCAUUCUUCAUAUUUCCAUUUUGUAAAAUGUAUCGAUG